Octodon degus (degu) is the source of this 2245-nucleotide messenger RNA. It is a transcript of the gene Rnf175, whose product is annotated as ring finger protein 175. Gene Ontology annotation, cellular component: endoplasmic reticulum membrane; Golgi membrane. Lineage: Eukaryota; Metazoa; Chordata; Mammalia; Rodentia; Octodontidae. The transcript is spliced from 7 exons. The record is from RefSeq and is a predicted model, not a curated record. The coding region runs from base 1309 to 2214 and encodes 301 amino acids. Gene Ontology annotation, molecular function: metal ion binding; ubiquitin protein ligase activity.
GGAACUGUCAGUUUGCGAAGACUCCCCUCUGCAAAUGCUAUGGCCAGGUGCCUAACAACAGAAACUUAUUUAGCCAGAAUUCUGGAGGGUAAAUGUCAAGGGGUUGGCCAGUGUAGGCCAACAGGACGAGGACCUAAGGGCUCAGGUCUGCACCACAGGACUCUGGGGCAGGGAAAAUGACUCAGCCCUAAGACACAGCGCUGAUAAUCAAUCCUGGGUACAGAGUGGGUAAUGGGAUUUCUUAAUACCUUCCAUGAUUUCUAACUGAAGCUCGAGGUCAAGAACCACUUCUCUAGGUUCUCUUCAAGGUCAUUUCUAGUUAAGUUGUAGACAUACAUAGUGAUUUCUUCUACCACUGUGCAAAACUAACUCCCCAACGAAAAAUGGAAGCAUCCUGCUAUUAUCUGUGCAUGUUAAAGAAAAUACAGAGGCACACCGUCCCCCGAGCCCUGCGAUGACAGCCACACAGCCAUCCGUACAGCUCGCUGUGGGGCUUUUGCUUGGAUGAUGUUCCCCCCAUCGGCAUAGGCACCAUCGGCAGGGAAGCCCUUUAUUUGGAAACAGCAGAAGCUACUUGAAAUUACUAGUGCUCUUCUGGUUUUCACUUUCAAAAAUGACAGUUUUAUAUUAUUAUGCCUAAUAAUUGUUAUUAUUUUUGGUGUAGGUACAAAUAAAAGAGCAUGCACCUUACAGUAUUUUGUCAUCUAAACUAUGAGAUAUAGAGGGAUUAUCUUGAAAUUACUAAUGAAGACACUGAGGCUUAGACAAGAUGAGUGAAUUUCCCCAGGAUAUGAAGCAGUAAAGUGGCAAAUCGGAGGUUGGAGCCUCAGUCUCCCAGGGCCAUCAGUGCCUCUUAGCCUCAUGGCUUACCUGGAGACAUAAGACUGCUUAGGCAGGAAGUGACUGUAAAUUCAAGCCCCGCCUGGGCAACUUAGUUGACAUAAGGCUGUCAAAUAAAAUGCAACUUUAAAGGGCUGGGGGCUUCAGUGCAAAGAUUCUGGUUUCAGUCACCAGUACCACACAGAGAGAAAGAGACAGAGAGAGAAAAUAAAACAAGCUUUAAGUCAAAAUCACAUGGGAAAGCAAACAGUUGAGAGGCAUCGGGGUUUGCUGAUAGAAUCAGCUCUUCUUUCCCAAUCUGAGCAUAAUGGGAGGAAAGCAAGAGAGUUUGUAAUGAAAACCUACCACCACCUUCAUCUGAAACCCUCAUUUUCGUGAGUCCUGCCUGCUAUUGUUGUUUUCUUCUGGUCUGGUCUGGUUUGUUCUAUUCUGUUCUGCGGAACGUGAGAGCAUUGAGGACCUUUUCGGAUGACCUCGUUUGCCGGUUCCAGCCUGCAGCAGGAGCAGCUGUACAGGACGCACCGGGGCCACGAGUCCAUGCACAUAGAGAUGGCCUUGACCUUCUUCUGCACCCUGGUCAUCGCUCAGGUGGUGCUGGUGCUGUGGCGACAGAGGCAUGGCCGCUCCUACAAUCUGGUGACCUUGCUGCAGAUGUGGGUCGUCCCUUUGUAUUUCACCAUAAAGCUUCACUGGUGGCGGUUCCUGUCUAUGUGGGCAAUGUUCUCAGUCAUCACCACUUACAUCCUCUUCAGAGCCACCCGAAAACCUCCCUCAGGAAGGACGCCGCGACUGGUCUACAAAUGGUUUCUCCUAAUCUACAAGCUCAGCUACGCAUUUGGUGUUGUGGGUUAUUUGGCUCUCAUGUUUACAGUGUGUGGAUUCAAUAUAUUUUUCAAAAUCAAGGGCAGAGAUUCCAUGGACCUGGGCAUUGUGUCCUUGUUUUAUGGCCUCUACUAUGGGGUGAUGGGGAGAGACUUUGCAGAAAUCUGCUCCGAUUACAUGGCUUCUACCAUCGGGUUCUACAGCGUCAGCGGGAUGCCCACCCGGAGCUUGUCUGAAGACAUCUGCGCUGUCUGUGGGCAGAAGAUCAUCGUGGGGCUCGCUGAGGAAGGGCUUAUUGAGAACACCUACCAGCUCUCUUGUAGCCACGUCUUUCAUGAAUUCUGCAUUCGAGGUUGGUGCAUCAUUGGUAAAAAGCAGACUUGCCCUUACUGCAAAGAGAAGGUCGACUUGAAGAGGAUGAUCAGUAACCCCUGGGAGCGCACACAUUUUUUGUAUGGGCAAAUCCUGGACUGGCUUCGUUAUCUGGUGGCCUGGCAACCUGUGAUAAUAGGAAUAGUCCAAGGCAUUAACUACUCACUGGGGUUAGAAUAGUACCGCCAACCCAGGAGCAAUGUAUUGCGUG